Messenger RNA from Meloidogyne enterolobii, 445 nucleotides. The record is from the annotation of a GenBank genome assembly. Lineage: Eukaryota; Metazoa; Nematoda; Chromadorea; Rhabditida; Meloidogynidae.
UAUUAUUAUUAUUAUUAGAAGAAUGUCACAAUCAAAACAAGAUUCGUCAACAAUUUCAAGACUUCCACCUUCAAAUGUUGCAGAAAAAAUUGAAAUUCUCGAUCCUGAUGGUUACAAGGCAGACCAGACAAUGUUGACGAUUGUUUUACAUGAAGAAGAUCAUACGAUUGGGAAUGCUUUGAAACAUAUAAUUUGUCAAAUGCCAGGAGUUGAAUUUUGUGGUUACAACAUUCCACAUCCGCUAGAAGAUAAAAUUCUUAUCCGAAUCCAAACCGAGAAAGGUUAUUCUGCUGGUGAUAUUCUUUGUAGAGGACUUGAAGAUCUUCAUACAGUUUUCGAUCAAAUUCAAAAGAAAUUUGGGCAGGCCUAUUCAGAUUUUAAGACAGGAAGGACUAUUGAUGAUGAAGAGGGAGAUGAAGAUGAGGAGGAAGAAAAUGAUGAAUAA